Otolemur garnettii (small-eared galago) is the source of this 831-nucleotide messenger RNA. It is a transcript of the gene TMEM119, whose product is annotated as transmembrane protein 119. Gene Ontology annotation, biological process: positive regulation of bone mineralization; positive regulation of osteoblast proliferation; ossification. Lineage: Eukaryota; Metazoa; Chordata; Mammalia; Primates; Galagidae. The transcript has a single exon. The coding region runs from base 7 to 831 and encodes 274 amino acids. The record is from RefSeq and is a predicted model, not a curated record. Gene Ontology annotation, cellular component: plasma membrane.
GACGACAUGGUCUUCAUGGCGGCCCCCAGCAUCCUCCUCUCUCUGCUGCUGUUCCUGCAGCCUGUGUCCGUGGCAGCCCACUCUGUGCCCUUGCAGCCCACCUUCCUGGAGGAGGUGGCGGGUAGCGGGGAGGCCGAGGGCUCAUCGGCCUCCUCCCCGAGCCUCCCACCAUCUUGGACCCCAGCCCUCAGCCCCACGUCCCUGGGACCCCAGCCCACGCUCCUGGCAGGCCCCUCACCCCCUACCAACUUCCUGGACGGGAUCGUGGACUUCUUCCGCCAGUACGUCAUGCUCAUUGCCGUGGUGGGCUCCCUGGCCUUCCUGCUGAUGUUCAUCGUCUGUGCCGCGCUCAUCACUCGCCAGAGGCACAAGGCUUCAGCCUAUUAUCCAUCGUCCUUCCCCAAAAAGAAGUAUGUGGACCAGAGUGACCGGGCCGGGGGUCCCCGGACAUUCAGUGAGGUCCCAGACAGGGCUCCUGAUGGGCGGCCUGAGGAGGCCCUGGACUCCUCCCAGCAGCUCCAGGCUGACAUCCUGGCUGCCACCCAGAACCUCAAGUCUCCUGCCAGGGCCACCCCAGGCAGCGGGGAUGGAGCCAGGGUGGUGGAGGGCAGCCAGGGUGUGGACCAGGAAGCCCAGGAGGCAUGUGGGGUCCCAGUGCAGGAGCUAGAGGUGUCAGAGGAACCGUGCUCAGGGGUGGCUGAGGAGGCUCAGGCAGCUGGUGAGGGCCAAGGGGUGCCGGAGGGGUUUCUCUCAAUAGCCCAUGAAGCCCAGGGACCAGAAGCUUCCCCCAAAAGCCCCUGUGCUUGUGGCAGUGUCCCCCCCACUGUCUGA